AUGGCUUUCUCUAUACUUGCACCAUAUCCAUUUAGCUUUAGUAAAAUAUUUCUUCCUCAUAAAAAAAGGUCUUCUUCUCUAGCAAUAUACAACUCCAAUUUCUAUCAUACAACUCGAUGCAAGGCAUCAUCACAUGAAGUUAUCAAAGGUUCUAGUCUGGAAGUUCCUCGUCGAUCGGCUAAAUUCCAAACAUCAAUUUGGACUUAUGAUUAUAUCCAGUCAUUAAGUAGUGAAUAUAACGAAGUAAUGUACAAAGAGCAAAGGUUAAUGCUAAGAGAAAAAGUAAGGAUGAUGUUUAUGAAAAUGGAAAAUGAGAUCGAUCAACUUGAACUUAUUGAUGUAUUGCAAAGGCUUGGAGUGGCAUAUCAAUUUACCAAUGAAAUAAAGAAUAGACUAGACAAUAUUUACGGCACACAAACAUCCAAGUUGGAAAAUAACUUAUAUGCCACAUCACUCAAGUUCAGACUUCUAAGGCAACAUGGUUAUAAUAUAUCUACAGAUGUUUUUGCUUGUUUUAUCUAA
Messenger RNA from Lathyrus sativus (Indian pea), 522 nucleotides. The record is from the annotation of a GenBank genome assembly. Lineage: Eukaryota; Viridiplantae; Streptophyta; Magnoliopsida; Fabales; Fabaceae.